This is a messenger RNA of Truncatella angustata, 11976 nucleotides long. RefSeq lists its product as uncharacterized. Gene Ontology annotation, molecular function: ubiquitin-protein transferase activity. Lineage: Eukaryota; Fungi; Ascomycota; Sordariomycetes; Amphisphaeriales; Sporocadaceae. The record is from RefSeq and is a predicted model, not a curated record. Gene Ontology annotation, biological process: proteasome-mediated ubiquitin-dependent protein catabolic process; positive regulation of protein catabolic process; protein polyubiquitination. Bases 1 to 11976 code for a protein of 3991 amino acids. The transcript has 8 exons.
AUGGGCAAGAUAACGAAGACCCUGCAACCAAAGCACAAGGAGUCGAAUACUCCAUGGCUUCAAGAGUUUGUUCAGAGAGCGUCUACCACACAAUUACCAGAUCUGCCCGCUGUCCUCCAUAGCUUCCCUACGAGAUGGCCUUUUCCUAGAGGCGAUCUUUACCACUGGAUCCCACUACUCAACAAAUUCGACACCGUUCUCGAAUCCUUUGUUGCCAUCUACAAGCUCAGUGAUGGCACACAGACACGGGAUUUCGGUUCCGAUGUCAUUCUUCAGCUCGACCCCCAAGAUGCAGCCCCAAGCGACACUAAGCCGUUCGAUGCAACAUAUCUGAGGAACCAAGGAUACGGAGAGAAUGCGGAUGCUGUGUUGGUGCGUGCGGUCCUCCAGUUCACAGAGAUGCUACUGCAUCAUUGCGGAAACAGGAGCAUUUACGCCAGCAGUUCACAUCUCAAUGAUCUGCUGAACAGCACGGAUCUUGAUAUCGUCUGUGCUACCUUGCGCGUAGGGGUGGAACUCGCCAAACGCUACCAGGCCUCGGUUAAGCGUCUCAGAAACUCGAGCUUCUCAGUCACAUCUGCCCUGUUGUUGAAUCACUACAAUAUCGAUCUAUACAAGGUUCAUCAGCUGGCGCAGCCCUUCGUGAAGACUCCGAUUAUCAAGCCUGCGGUGGAACCUCACAGCCUAUCCACUCCAACAGCAAGCAGCAAGGGCAAACCACCCACCAGUAAAGCUGUCAACUCCAUGUAUGCCAACGAUCUCUGCGCUAUCGCGAAAGAGACACCCUCGGACGAAUCACGGUGGCAAGGUUGGGGAGAUGUCCGAGUUCCUUACUACCCAGUGUCUAGUGCUCCAGAGCCCCAGGAGCCACAGCCGGUGCAGCAGCGCAUUGAAUUGUCCUCAACGCCUUCAACACCCACCCCUCUACGACGCAGCAACUCGGCUAAUGUUGUCCAAACUACACCCCGCUCUGCGAGGCAGUCUAUGCCAGACGACACACCAUUACCGGGUCUCCGUUCUCCUGCAUUUGGUGGCACCGAGUCUGCAGGAUCAGCACAGAAGUCUGUCGAUCUUCCACAUUCUGCGGUUGUUACAUCGCCGAUCUAUAAGCUCCUGGAUCGUGCUCCCUCAGACUUGCCCAAGGAAAGCCGCUAUGACUUCCUCAAUCGUGUUCGCGUAGCGAAGGCAUUGACUGGCAACGUUUCCUCCAGAGAACAAGCACUCAAAGCACGUCUGCUCGCAAUCGAGAAUCUGGCUUACAUACAUCAAGAGUCUGCUUUCGUCGACAAGGCCUUGAAGCAAGACAGUGACGAACCCCGCCGAUUCCAACUGAUCUAUCAACUCGCUGAGCUGAUUCGUCCAUCGUCAGAUGGAUCCAGUAGUGUCUCGCGUGACGUCCAAGCCAUCGCCCUUUCGCUGUUGGAUGUGCUCACGACGAACAUACACAGUAAAAUCCCUGAUAUAUUUUCCGCUCUUAAUGCGACGGUCAACCACGGAGUCUUGCUGUACGUCAUAAGGAAAGCAGUUGCGGAGAUGAAGGAGGAUGACGCCGGCGAAGGUUACACUGUUGAGGAUGAGUGGCGCGAUAAUCUAUUCUCACUCACGCAUCAUGUUACCUUGGCCAUGGCUAAUACUUCACGAAAUACGCCUGAGAUCAUAUCCGCUGGCUUGUUUGAUAUCAUGGUCGAGAUUCUUGCCAUCCGUUCCAACGUUGCCGAACGAAUGUAUUCAACACUUCUCGCGAAUCUUGAUAGCUUGAUUAGUUACGUGCAAUCGCCGUCCUUCAGCAUUAUCAGUGCAGAAGGCCUGGACGCUAUCACCGAUCUCAUUACCCACGAGGUUGAUCUGGCCAGAAAACUUGUAGCCGACGGAAAAGGAACCCCACGAAGCUGGCGUUCCCAAAUCGUGGACUACGAUGUUCCCUUUUGGCAACAACAGAAUCUGAAAUUCCUCCUCAAGUUCAUUCACCACCUGAUGACGAACGCAUUCGCUUUUGGUGGAAAUACUGAUCGACUCCUAAGAAACCUGGUCGACAAAUCUACGUUGUUGCAAAGUUUGCGUGAGAUCAUCACGAACGGCGAUGUCUUCGGGUCGCUUGUUUGGACUAGUACAGCCAAUUCGCUCAGCGAUUUCCUCAACAACGAUCCUACUAGUUUCGCUGCAAUCUCUGAAGCUGGUCUAGUCCAAUGCUUCCUCGAGUCUAUCACUGGACGUCCGGUGACGGUAGAAGAAUCUGCGGGGCCUGGUGAUAGCAAUAGCCAAGACACACCAUCUUCUCUCAUCGCUGUUGAUGAUCGACCGCAUCCUCCUACACAAGAGAUGCUUCAGACACCUCGAACGGGUACUUUGGCAGGUGGUAUACGUGCUACUAGCGAAGCCAUAACCGCCGUUCCUACGGUGCUUAAUGCUAUCUCGCUGAACAAUCAAGGCAUUAAAAUGGUUGCGUCGUCCCGUGCUUUUGAAAGUUACUUUGAAAUAUUUGAGAGUCCGGAGCAUGUACGCAUCAUGUCUGCUAAUGACCCUGAACUUGCUGCGAAUGUCGGCAACCAUUUCGACGAACUGGCCCGCCAUCAUCCCGCACUGCGUCCGGCGAUUACAAAUGCCGUCGUCGAUAUGGUGGCGAGGAUCGUUUACCUAUCCAACCAAAAAGCAUCAGCAUCAGGUCUAGGAGCAAAACUUGUGACUCAUGAUGUCAGUGCUUCCAGCCCGGCCGACACGGAUGCCAACGGUAUCGAGUGGGACUCUGAAGGCAGCCACUUGCGGUUUGGUCCAGAGAUGUCUCCUCCACAGCAGUCUGCCUUGCCCUAUAUUUACGCCACUGCAUCAUUUUUGCAGCAAUACGUGGGAAAUCAACAGCUCAGACAGUCUCUAGUACAAAAGGGCUUAAUCGAGUACCUGCUGGAUCUUUGUACUAGUCCGAGCCUGCCGCACCGUUUCGGCGAGUCUGGUGCUGCGCGUUCGCUACAUCAGGUUAUCGCCCAACUCGUUGAGACUUCGCCCGUUCUAGGGAUUCCGUCGUUGGUCAGACGGAUUCGCAAGUCAUUGGAAGCAUUGGAACCCCUGACAACUUCAUCAACCUCGGAAUCUUUCUUCGUACGAUAUUUGGCUGCCGACCCAGCAAAGACGGACAGUGCAGUGUCACUAAGCACGGGGAAUGUCGUGGUCAAGGAACUGCUGAACGUGCAAUCACUAGUUAAGGCUUUAGCUAAUUGCUUCCCGAUCUCCAACAGAUCAGCCAAUUUGAUGUAUCCUACUGUCAACGCUUACGACUACUAUCACGAGUUGAUCACAGCCCUUGGUCCUCUGCUGAGAUCUGUGGUAACCCAAGAAGAGCUUGCCAUGCGUUGUGUACCAUGGAGCUGGAUUCAGCCAAAGAAACAACAGGAAUCCACUGACGGUGCCACUGGUACAGGCGAUGGCAGCAGCAACUCAGCUGGAGAUGACGAGGCUGCUUUGUCCUCUAUGUUGUCCCCUAACCAAUACCGCAUGGCCUGGGACAGGUUGAGACCGUCAACCAAGACAGAAUACUCUAGUUCCCGGUAUCGCAACUUUGAUACUAUCAACGCUGUCCUUCACUCCUCAAUGUCUGCCAUCUUUCCGCUACUGCAAACCUUUGGCAAGGCUCUGCUCUCCCGCUCACGAAAUGACCGAACAAGCAGUGAUCGUGACAAUUACAUCAGGGCUCAUCACGUCAAGCUGGCACACGAGCUGGGUGGCAUCCUGUAUGAUCAGCUUACUAUUCCCGAGAACCCGAGAACCCCUGCUCAAUUCCACUACUGGAUCAUCAUGACGCAUGCAACGCAUGAGGUCCUUUUCGAUCGCAGAUAUGACCCACGGGCUGAGAGAAAUGGGCAUCAAGCUUCCGCGUCUGUCCUUGUUGCCUUCAUGCAAAAGGGUGGCUUCAAGCAACUCAACUCAAUUCUGGAAAUCUUUGCCAGCGAGAUUAAUGACCCCAAUACCGGCGAGGACUCACCAUUGCGCAAAUUGGCUACGAUUGGUGUCAAGAAGAUUUUGAAGUUGUAUGCCAUUGUUGCCAACGGUAAGACCAUUGCCGAGGCUGUUGGACACACCGCAUUUCUCGGCAGGAGCUCUUCACGUUCACUAGAGAAUCAGAUCGCUCCAAAUCUUGUGGUCGAGCUCCGAAUGACACUUUUGCCGGUUAUACAAGAUCUAUGGAAGUCCCCCCUGAUCGAAAAUGAAGCAAAAGACUCGGAGGAAAUUGCAAACAAAGUCAUCGAUAUCUUAAAGUCUAUCUCCGGAGUUGACGGAACUGAACAUGGAGCAUACGGGCGUUCAGAGAAAAACACUCCCCCACUCCUGCUGAAGCAAGAGGAGGUAAAGUUCCCCUGGACCACUGUUGUGGAAUCGAUUAGUCGAGUGAGGGGCGAAGGCUACGACGGCCAGCUGGCCUCUGAAGCUGUCUUCAGAGCCAAUGGUGAUGCUAUACGUGCCAUCGAUUAUUGCAAGGCCCACAAGGCCGGAAUCGCUGGUGCACGCAAUCCAAUCCCCGAAGUCGAUGUGAUGAAUACCGAUCCAGAUGAGAUUGAGUCCACCUCCACCCCAACAGGAGAGCCUCAACCUGCCACUUCAGCCUCAGAUGAUCAGCCAAUGAUUGAUGCUGACCUUCCAGCCGAUCUUCCUGCUGGAAUUCUAGACAAUGAAAUACUUGGCGAUUUGAGGGAUGUUGCUCCUCUGGUGCCAGGAAUGGAAUGGACCGAAGGCAAUGCAACCUCGUCUACAGCACAAGAUGCUGCUCCAAUAUCAGCAGAUUCGGAGACUCGUUCUCAGACGGGUGUGCCUAGAGAAGAACUGGACGAAGCCCGCGUGAAGCUGCGUGAGGAUCUGAUUGACAGGUGCUUGGAUGUGAUAAGGGCCCAUCCCAGUAGCACCUAUGAGAUCUCUGAACUUAUCAACAACUCCGUCAUCCGCUCUUCGACGGACGAUUCUGCCAAGCAAGAAAUCGGCGAGACUCUUGUUAAUGCUCUCAUUUCAUUUGUCGCAGACGAAGAUCUAAAGCCGAACGGACGAAGCAUAUCUGCUUAUGCUCACUUGUUGUCACUGCUACUUCAGAAUCGCGGUUUUUUCACAGCCACAAUGGGGUCCCUCAGGGACAAUGUGACCGAAUUUCUCGGCUUUCUCCGGCCAGCAUCACCGGCAACCGAGGAAAUUGACCCCUGGAUACCUUAUAUUCUUCUCAUCUUCGAGAUAUUGUUGAGCGACGAUGAGCAGCCUAGCGACAUAAAGUGGAAAGCACCCACCAGCGAGGAUGACGUUAUUGAGCCACUUCAAUGGGCACCCAAGGACUUGAUUGUCAAUGAAAGUGAUCGACAAGCACUCCUGACAAGUAUACUUGACAUUCUGCCAAGGGUGAACAAAGCAGAGUCUCUCGCUGUGUCCGUAUUACGCAUCCUUGUCAUCCUAACUCGCAACAAGUCAACAGCACAAGUCGUUGGGGACAAGAAGAACCUUUCACGCAUCUUCGUCAUGAUGAAGCAGCUCUCCAGCUCUGGUUCAAACCGUCUAGGGGAUACACGCAUAUCUUCAUACGUGCUGACGAUUCUGCGUCACAUCAUCGAAGAUGAGGACAUCAUUAAGCAGCUCAUGCGUAGCGAGAUCCGAUCGUAUUUUGACAACGUGCGUUCACAGCGUAAUCCCGAUAUUGGCACCUACCUCAGGCAGAACUCCCAUGUGGCGCUUCGCGAUCCUCACCUUUUCGUGGACGUAUCCAAUGAAAUGGUCUGCAUUUCUCGUUGGAAUGCCGGAGAUAGCACUUCGCAAAGACAAACUGUGGCACUUAAGGCACAGAAACCUGAAACACCCAAAGAUGAUGUUGCACCAACAGUUCGGGCAACAGAAGACUUGUCUAUUCAAGACGUGAAACCCUCGACAGAAAGCACGGUCAAACCUACGACAGACGCGAUCAAGUCAGUCUUGCAGGACAUCAAGCGACCAAUCCUUGAAAACCCGGAUGGUGUCAUACAUUUCCUUCUCUGUGAAUUACUCAAUUACAGAGAAGUCGAGGAUAAGGAGCCCGUCCAACCAGCGGCGGACUCUAAAGAUAUUAAAGACACGGCAUCUCCAAAUCCCAACAGCGUGAACGAUUCUUCCGACAACAAAGACAAGAAGAAGCCCUCUUUCAAAGCCGAAGAACACCCCAUCUUCAUCUACAGGUGUCUCAUUCUUCGCUGUCUUAUCGAAUUACUCCAAAGCUAUAAUCAAACGAAGGUGGAAUUUAUCAACUUCAAGAGAAGCGCGCCAAUGCAGACAAACACCCCGAUUAAGCCGCGAAGUAGCGUCUUGAACUAUCUGCUUACGGACUUGCUUUGUGCCACUCCUCUUGAUGGCUCUUCUGAUACCCUUGCCGACAAAAAGAAGGCUGCUACAUCCAUUCAGGCUCAGAACCUCCUGGUUGCUCUGAUGGCCAAGACCAGCGAGAAGCCGGUGGACCGCACUCGUGAAAAGUUCGACUAUGACGAGGAAACUGACUUGCUCUUUGUGCGAAAAUUCGUCUUAGAUACCAUUUUGAAGGCUUACAAAGAUGCCUCGAGCUCCAACGAGGCUUUUGAUAUACGAUAUGGCAGGAUGCUUGCGCUCGCUGAUGUCAUGCAUCAGAUUAUGGGUGCUGAUAAAGACGGCAAGGUCCUCCCGUCAUCCCGGCAUCACCCUGAGCCAAUGCCCGAGCGCUCCCAUGCCCAGAUUAGGCGCCUCAUGUAUGAAAAAGGCUACUUGAAUACGCUCACUUCUUCUAUUGCCGAUAUCGACUUGGCAUUCCCGCCCGUCAAGAAGACUAUCAAGCAGAUACUGAAGGUAUUACGGGUACUUACCAGCACGGCGACUCAUCUAAGCAACGCCAAUAUACUGCCAGACUCGUCAACGACGCAAGAAGUCGAGGACGACAUCGCAUCCGCAACCUCGCUUUCUGAUCUCGAAGACGAUCGAGAAGAAACUCCCGAUCUGUAUCGCAACUCCGCGCUGGGUAUGCUUGAACCCGGUCGCGAUCCUGAUGAUGACUAUGAAUCAGGAUCUGGAGAAGAUGAUGAGGAGAUGUAUGAUGACGAGUACGGCGAAGAAAUGGAAUACGACGAAGACGUUUCCCUUGACGGUGAAAACGAUGUCAGCGACGAAGAUGAAGACGUGGAAGGCAUGGAGGGCAUGGAGGGCAUGGGUCAUAUUGAGGGCCUGCCUGGAGAGUUAGGCGUUGUCGAAGUCACCAUGGAAGAUGAUGACGAUGAAGACGACGAUGAAAUGGAUGAAGACGAUGAAGACAUGAGCGAAGAUGAUGAGGAGCUCGGUUCUGACGAAAUGGACGAGAUGGGUGACCAGAUCGAGAUCGUCGACGACGAAGGCAAUCCAGUUGAGGACGAUGGUGCAUCAGGCUGGGAGAGUGAUACCGACGAUGAAGGCGAAGUUGAUGAAGACGACGAGCACGACCUGCAUGACUAUGAAGCUGCCGCACAGGAGAUGAUCGAACAAGGCCAUCAACAUGAGCUUGGCGCAUUCGGUGGCCUUAUCCCAGCACUGGACGAAGAAGAUGACUACGACGGCGGUGACGACGUGAACAUUCAUCCAUACCCUGAAGAGGAUGAGGACGAUGAUGACGACGACGACGAGGAUGAAGAUGACAUGGACGAAGACGACUAUGCUUUCGAACCUUAUCUUGACGACGGUCCUCCCCCCCAUAUCUUAUCUAGUAGUAUGGGCUGGGAUGUAUUUGAGGAUGGUCUUGGCGGUGGCCACAACCACCGACACAGACAUGGUUUCAGAGGUCCCUUUCCGCCUAUUCCUCUGAUGAUGGGGGGGCCUAGGGAUCCCCUCCUGGCUGCGAUGCGAAACACCUUCAUGCGACCCGGCCGAAAUGAUCGAUCCGGCACCAAUGACGAUGGCCUUAAUCCCCUCCUCCGACGUGUUAAUGAACCAGGACGCGAUGGCCCAUCCCGGCCACACGGCUCCCUAGCCCGUAUCCUGCGCGGCCAUGGCGGAAGCCCGCUUGCGUUGAUCAACGAACUAAUCACAAACCAACUACCUGCUUUGGGUGGUGGUGGCCCCCCAUUGCAGUUCCACAUUAGUGCUGCCGGCUCCAAUGGUGAAAUCCAGGAGAUUACUGUUCCUAUUACCCAUUCUCGCGAUCCGAUAGCCGAGACUCGACAUGGCAACCAAGAUCCUUCACAAGCGUCAACAUUUUCUACGGAGAAUACGAUCAGUCGAUGGCACGAAGAGGCCAAGAUGGUAUUCGGUCAGAACCAUGCUGAAAAAAUCGUGAAGCUCCUACCCGCACUACUCUACUACCUUGUCCCGCCCGCAAUCCAGCGAGAUAAGGAGCAGAAGGCCAAGGAUGCUGAGAUCAAACGCAAGCAAGAAGAAGAGCGCAAAAAGCGCGAGGAAGAGGACCGUCAGGCAAGAGAAGCCAAGGAAGCUGAAGACAAAGCUGCCCGUGAAAAGGUGGAAGCAGAGGAGCGUGAGCGCGCCGAAGCCGAAGCUGCUGCUCGGGCAGCUGCGAAUCCCACUUCAGCUGAAGGCGCAAAACACGAUGACGAUGUAGAUGCUAUGGAGGGUGUCGAGAGUAACGACCAACCGACAACGCCUUCUCAGCAGACGGCUGAUCAGCCUCGCGUCACAACCAUAAUCCGCGGCGAGGAAGUUGACGUGACAGAUUUGGGCAUUGAUGCUGAUUAUUUGGAGGCGCUCCCCGAAGAGUUCAGAGAAGAAGUUAUUGCUCAAGCAGUCACACAACGUCGAUCGCAAGCCCGGGAAACGCCCCGACGCGCCGGAGAACAGCCCGAGGUCUUUCAGGAGUUCCUUGAUGCUCUUCCUGAAGACAUCCGCCAAGAGAUUGUGCAACAGGAACGUGCAGAGCAACGGCGUCGCGAUCGUGAAGAAGCCAGACGCCAGCAAGCUGCCGCUGCAGGUCAAGGUCCCGUUGCUCAGGAAAUGGAUACAGCUAGUAUCCUGAUGAGUUUUCCGCCCGACCUUCGCGAACAAGUACUUCUGGAUCAAGGGCCGGAUUUGAUGGACUCUUUGCCUCCGGAAAUGGCGGCUGAAGCCCGACGCUUGGUUCGCCAUAACCCUGCCGUCGUGCAUCGCCAUCGAGAUGGUGUAGGCUCUGGCCAAGCUGCAGCAUCAGGUCAGCCCAGCGGCAGUGUGAACUUGAACAUCAGACCUGAACGCAAGACUGUCGUUCAAAUGCUCGACAAAUCCGGCGUCGCAACGUUACUUCGACUCAUGUUCAUCAAUAUUAAGAGCGGUACGAUGGAAAACCCGUUGAAGCACGUAAUCAAGGACAUAUGUCAAAAUAAGCAAACCAGACUCGAUGUUGUGAGCACACUGCUCCAGAUCUUGCAAGAUGGCACGACCGAUUUGGAGGCCGUCGAGCGCAGCUUUACUCAACUGUCUAUCAAAGCCAAGCAAUCAUCCAAGGACAAGGAGGGUAAGACACCGCAGUCGCACUUGAAGCGGUCGUUGACAAAUACUACUACCAACGCCAACCCGACCAUCACCAAUUCUGAGACCUCGCCCGUUCUUAUCAUCCAGCAAUGUCUUGACUUACUUUGUUUCCUGGCUGACGAAGAUGUUCACAUCCCGGCGCUUUUCUUGACUGAACAUGAUACUGUUGCCUCGAGUUUAAAGCGCAGCUUGAGCCGUAAGGGCAAAGGCAAAGUUCCUGACCUAAAGUCUCAUAAGUAUGCCAUCAACUCCUUGUUGGCACUACUUGACCGUGAUCUAGUCAUCGAAAGCUCAACUAUUAUGGAUAGUUUGUCCCAAUUGCUUGGCCGAGUCACUCUACCCCUUCUUGGUCUGGACCGUAAGCUGAAGGAGGCCGACGAGACUAUCAAGAAGCUCGAUAAGGAGAUCGAGGAAGGUGAAGCAGUAGUAGCAAAGGCUGCAAAAUCCGAGGUUGGCUCGGAAACUAGCCAGCCUGCGACCCUCGAACAAACCGAUAUCGGUGCAGAAACCACGACAGCAACAUUGGGCGCCACGACUGAUGCCCAUGCUACUGCUGAACCUAUCACGCCCGGGAAGGCGGCUGAGAGUGUUGCCAAGGCUAAAGAGAAACGCGAUGCUCUUCAAAAGAGGAUCAAAACAUAUGUUCCCCCACAGAUCCCCGUUCACAACUUGAAACUGGUCAUCAACAUCUUUGUGGCGCGGGAGUGUAGCUCGAAAACCUUCAAGGAGACUUUGUCAGCUAUCAAGAACCUCUCCGUCAUUCCCGACGCCAUGGACGUCUUUGGCGAGGAACUAGCAAGACAGUCCCGUCUUCUCAGCGAAAAGAUUGUUGUCCACCUCGACGAGCUACUUCCCCACAUCGAAAAAGCUUCAACUGGUACGGAGAUCCAAGGAGUGGCCCUGGCUAAGUUUUCUCCUGGCGCUGCGGAUCAAAACAAGUUGCUGCGUAUCCUCACAGCACUGGAUCACCUUUUUUCCUCAAAGAAGUCUGACUUCACAUCUGGCUCUGGGCCUAGUAAUGAGACCAAGUUUGAUCUGCUCGCUACUCUCUACCGUAGCCCUACAUUCCACGCCCUUUGGGAGAGACUGAGCUCAUGCUUGAGUGCUAUUCGACAACGAGAAAGUCUCAUAAGCGUUGCCACCAUACUGCUUCCGUUGAUCGAAACACUCAUGGUUGUCUGCAAAGAUACAGCCAACCCGGAACCAGUCGCAACUCAGCAAGUUUCAAUCGCAAGUCCGGCACCAGAAUCUCCCAUGACCAAUCUUUUCCUCAAUUUUACCGAAGAGCAUCGUCGUAUUCUCAACGAGCUUGUUCGCAACAAUCCAUCGUUGAUGAAGGGGACCUUUCAAAACCUCGUCAAGAACCCUAAGGUCCUUGAGUUCGACAACAAGCGCAAUUGGUUCAACCGCAGCGUUCAUAACAGGAACCAGAUUCGUGAUGGGCGAACGUUCCCUUCACUGCAACUGUCUGUCCGCCGUGAUCAGGUCUUCCAUGACUCUUUCAGGUCGCUCUACUUCAAGAGUGGCGAUGAGAUGAAGUUUGGCAAAUUGAACAUCCGCUUCCAUGGCGAAGAGGGUGUUGACGCGGGUGGUGUGACGCGAGAGUGGUUCCAGGUCCUCUCGAGACAGAUGUUCGAUGCCAACUAUGCCUUGUUUGUCCCUGUGUCCAGCGACCGCACAACUUUCCACCCGAACAAGCUUAGCGGCAUCAACGAUGAGCAUUUGAUGUUCUUCAAGUUCAUUGGCCGCGUCAUUGGCAAAGCUCUUUACGAAGGUCGCGUCCUUGACUGUUAUUUCAGCCGUGCUGUGUACAAGAGAAUCCUUGGCAAGACCGUGUCAGUCAAGGAUAUGGAAUCCUUUGAUCCAGACUACUACAAGUCCCUUGUCUGGAUGCUUGAGAACGACAUUACUGAUAUUAUCACUGAGAUGUUCUCAGUUGAGACGGAUGAGUUUGGUGUUACCAGAACAGAAGAUUUAUGUGAAAAUGGUCGCAACAUUCCCGUCACCGAGGAUAACAAGCAGGAUUACGUCCGUCUUGUUGUUGAGCACAAGCUGCUGAGCUCGGUCAAAGAGCAGAUGGAACAUUUCUUGAAAGGUUUCCACGAGAUCAUUCCUGCGGAGUUGGUUUCCAUCUUCACUGAGCAGGAGCUUGAACUGCUCAUCUCGGGUCUGCCUGACAUUGAUGUCGAUGACUGGAAGAGCAACACGGAGUACCAAAACUACACACCGUCGAGUCAACAGAUCCAGUGGUUCUGGCGUGCAAUCCGCUCAUUUGACAAGGAAGAACUAGCCAAGCUUUUGCAGUUCGUGACGGGAACCAGUAAGGUGCCUCUCAACGGUUUCAAGGAGCUGGAGGGCAUGAAUGGCGUCAACCGCUUCAACAUCCAUCGCGACUAUGGCAACAAGGACCGCCUGCCCAGUUCACACACCUGUUUCAACCAGCUUGAUCUCCCCGAAUACGAGAGCUAUGAAACUCUCCGCGCACAAGUUUUGAAGGCAAUCACUGCUGGUAGUGACUACUUCGGCUUUGCCUAA